CAUAUGGGAUUUUGGCACUUGUAAGGCGAAGAUUAGCCAAUUGAGCCAUCAUGCUGGGCCUGUGUUAUGACUUUUCUAAGUAUAGUUUGUAUGUGUUUGUGUGUUUAUGAAAUAUAGUGAAAUAUUUGCCAUUUUGUAGUCUCACUGAGGUGUGGCUCUUGAAAUUGGAGAUUUUUCCUAUAGAAUCAAAUUCAGAGUGUACAGGUGUUUCAGAAAUGUUUCUGUAUACCAAGAAUGAGGUUGUCCUAGUUGUGAAGGACUGCACUAAAGUAAUGUCGGGCAGGGAGUCAGUGAGGGGCAGAAGCUUGGGACAGAGGAAGGGAAAUUCUGGCGCCUAUUUUAAAGGUUGCUAUUGCAACCUGACAGGACCAGGUUAUUGGCAUUUUAAGAAAAUCGUAAAAACUUUUAAAUAGAACAAACUUACAGCUUGUGCAUUGCUUGUACUUUGCUGUGUAGAAAUUUUGUAGCUUUGUGAUGGUUAAUAAAUACCACAUUUAUCAAGUAAUUAAUGUGGUUCCAGGGACAGAAAAGAAGGUUGGAAAACUUUUCCUUUUGUUCACUGUUCUUUAACUAUCUUUGUAGGGAAAUGCUAAUUUAAUGAGCAAACUAUAAAAAGAUGAAAAGUGUAGAUUCAUGUAUGCGGAGUGGAGAGUUUUUUGAUCCACAUUGUUUUGUGAUGAAACAAUCACCUCUUUGUUAUUUGGCUCAAGGUUUGUGGAUGCACUUAGAUGUCUGCAAUGAGCACUGUGGCUGGCAUGCCCCAGUGUUUUGGAUACCAAUGCAUAGGACUCCAUAGUAAUCGGAUUUACCAGAGGCGAACGUCAUGAGCAUAGUGACCCCACUGGGGGUUGACACAGCAGAAGCGUCAUACCUGGACAUGGCUGCAGGCUCAGAACCAGAAUCUGUAGAAGCUAGCCCUGUGGUAGUUGAGAAGUCCAACAGUUAUCCCCACCAGCUAUACACCAGCAGUUCGCAUCAUUCACAGAGUUACAUUGGUUUGCCCUAUGCGGACCAUAAUUAUGGUGCUCGUCCUCCGCCAACACCUCCGGCUUCCCCUCCUCCAUCAGUUCUUAUUAGCAAAAAUGAAGUAGGCAUAUUUACCACUCCUAAUUUUGAUGAAACUUCCAGUGCUACCACAAUCAGCACAUCUGAGGAUGGAAGUUACGGCACUGAUGUGACCAGGUGCAUAUGUGGUUUUACACACGAUGAUGGAUACAUGAUCUGUUGUGACAAAUGCAGUGUUUGGCAACAUAUUGACUGCAUGGGGAUCGACAGGCAGCAUAUCCCUGACACAUAUCUAUGCGAACGCUGUCAGCCUAGGAGUUUGGACAAAGAAAGAGCAGUGCUUCUACAACGCCGGAAGAGGGAAAAUAUGUCAGAUGGUGAUACCAGCGCUACUGAGAGUGGGGAUGAGGUUCCCGUGGAGUUAUACACCGCAUUCCAGCAUACUCCGACCUCAAUCACUUUAACUGCUUCCAGAGUGUCCAAGGUGAAUGAGAAAAGAAGGAAGAAAAGCGGGGAGAAAGAACAAAACAUCUCAAAGUGUAAAAAAGCCUUUCGUGAAGGACCUAGGAAGUCAUCAAGAGUUAAGGGCUCUGCUCCAGAGACCGACCCUUCAUCUGAUGGUUCACAUUUUGGCUGGGAAACAAAGAUCAGAGCGUGGAUGGAUCGGUAUGAAGAGGCCAGCAGUAACCAGUACAGUGAAGGUGUCCAGAGGGAGGCCCGGAGGCUGGCCCUGCGGCUGGGCAGUGGCAAUGACAAAAAGGAUAGGAAUCCAUCAGAUCUGAAUACUAACAAUUUACUCUUUAAACCUCCUGUAGAGAGCCAUAUACAGAAGAAUAAGAAAAUUCUUAAGUGUGUAAAAGAUUUGCCCCCUGAUGCACUUAUCAUUGAAUACAGAGGGAAGUUCAUGCUGAGAGAACAGUUUGAAGCAAAUGGAUAUUUCUUUAAAAGACCAUACCCUUUUGUUUUAUUCUACUCUAAAUUUCAUGGGCUAGAAAUGUGCGUUGAUGCGAGAACUUUCGGGAAUGAGGCUCGGUUCAUCAGACGUUCUUGCACGCCCAAUGCAGAGGUGAGGCAUGAAAUUGAAGAUGGAACCAUACAUCUUUACAUUUAUUCUAUACAAAAUAUUCCAAAGGGAACUGAAAUUACUAUUGCCUUUGAUUUUGACUAUGGGAACUGUAAGUACAAGGUGGACUGUGCAUGCCUCAAAGAGAAUCCAGACUGCCCUGUUCUAAAACGUAGCUCUGAGUCCACGGAAAACAUCAGUAGCGGUUAUGAGACCAGGAGGAAAAAAGGAAGAAAAGACAAAGAAGUUUCCAAAGAAAAGGACACACAAAAUCAGAGUAUUACUUUGGAUUGCGAAGGAACAACCAACAAAAUCAAGAGCCCAGAAAGCAAGCAGAGAAAGCUUUCUCCAUUGAGACUGUCCGUGUCGAAUAAUCAGGAACCAGAUUUUAUUGAUGACAUAGAAGAAAAAACUCCUAUUAGCAAUGAAGUAGAAAUGGAAUCGGAGGAACAGAUUGCGGAAAGGAAAAGGAAGAUGACCAGAGAAGAAAGAAAGAUGGAAGCAAUUUUGCAAGCGUUUGCCAGACUUGAAAAGAGAGAGAAAAGGAGAGAGCAAGCUUUGGAAAGGAUCAGCACGGCCAAAACAGAGGUGAAAGCCGAAUGUAAGGAGACGCACGUCGUCAGCGAUGCCGAAGCUACUCAGGAACAAGCAAAGGAGGAAACUACGAACAAGCCAACCCCUGCGAAAGUGAAUAGAACUAAGCAGAGAAAAAGCUUUUCGCGGAGCCGGACGCACAUCGGACAGCAGCGUCGCAGGCACAGGACGGUGAGCAUGUGCUCCGACCUGCAGCCGUCCUCUCCGGACAUAGAGGUCGCUUCCCAGCCCAACGACGUGGACAGCACCGUGCUCGCAGAACCCGACACCGAAACUGCGCUGGCAGAGAUCAUCGCUGAGGCCGAAGUCCCUGCACUUACUAAAUGUCCCACUAAGUACCCCAAGACAAAGAAGCACUUGGUGAGUGAGUGGUUAAGUGAGAAGAAUGAGAAGACAGGAAAGCCUUCAGAGAGCCUUUCCGAAAGGCCUCUCCGCAUCACUACAGACCCCGAGGUGUUGGCCACACAGCUCAACUCGCUGCCAGGCCUCACGUGCGGCCCCCACGUGUACUCCACUCCCAAGCACUACAUCCGGUUUACGUCGCCUUUUCUCUCCGAAAAGAGGAGGAGAAGGGAAGCCCCGGAGAACAUCUCUGGCUCAUGCAAGAAGCGAUGGCUGCGGCAGGCGCUGGAGGAGGAAACUUCAGCCAUUUUACACAGACUGACUUCACCCUGUCAGGAACGAUCGAGAAGUCCUACAAUCAAUGGUGAAAACAGAAGCCCACUGCUGUUAAACGACAGCUGUUCCCUUCCAGAUCUAACUACACCACUGAAAAAGCGAAGACUCUAUCAGCUGCUGGACUCAGUCUACUCAGAGACCUCCACGCCGACUCCGUCACCGUACGCCACGCCCACGCACACAGACGUCACUCCCACGGACCCGUCGUUUGCCACCCCGCCACGGAUGAAGUCAGACGAUGAGGCGUGUCGGAAUGGUUACAGACCCAUCUACUCCCCGGUGACCCCCGUGACUCCGGGCACACCUGGGCACACCAUGCACUUUGAGAAUAUUUCUUCCCCAGAAAGUUCUCCAGAAAUAAAGAGACGCACUUACAGUCAAGAGGGAUAUGACAGAUCUUCAACCAUGCUAACACUGGGGCCUUUUAGAAAUUCCAGUUUAACUGAGCUGGGUCUGCAAGAAAUAAAGGCCAUCGGUUACAGCAGCCCUAGGAGCAGGCCCGAAGUCAGCAGGCAGUGUCUUGGAGAAAAGGAACCCGCGUCAGACCUUCCCCUGGGACUCGACGCAGUCGAGCCGUCCGCCUUGCAUAAAACCCUGGAAGCCCCAGCACACGACAGGCCCGAGCCCAGCAGCCAGCUGGAGCCCACGCUCUCGGGCCGGGGCACCUUGUAUUCCUCCUGGGGGAAGAGUCCCGACAGGACAGGCGUCAAUUUCUCAGUCAACUCCAACCUGCGCGACCUGACGCCCUCGCAUCAGCUGGAGGUCGGAGGCGGCUUCCGAGUGAGCGAGUCCAAGUGUCCGCUGCAGGACGACGGCAGGCCCCUGUUCCUGGACACGGCCGCCUUCUGCGGCGCCGACGAGGGGCUCGCGGCGGGCUUCGGCCGCUCGCUCCACGACAACUUGAUGGAUGGGAGUUGCACCCCCCAGAACCCACCACAGAAGAAAAAGGUUUCUCUACUGGAAUACCGGAAGAGGCAACGCGAAGCCAGGAAGAGCGGCUCCAAGUCUGAGAGCUUCCCGCCAGCCGCGGGGUCGCCUCAUGCCAGCGGCAGCGCCAGCAGCGACGGCUGUGCCCACAGCGCCGAGAGCGGGGAGCAGGUGCCCGGCAGCGCCGGCCCGCCCUUCCCCACGCCUGCCGCGGCCCAGGGCGCUGCUUCGGAGGAGUCGGGCAGCCACUGUCCUGUGAAGGAGGCUGCCGCCGCCGAGAAGAAUGAGCCGGAAGUUCAGUGGACCGCUUCGACCUCAGUGGAACAGGUGAGAGAAAGGAGUUACCAGAGGGCUCUCCUCCUCAGCGACCACCGGAAGGACAAGGACAGCGGGGGAGAGUCACCAUGUGUGUCAUGCUCACCGAGUCAUGUCCCGUCCUCACCUUCAUCUCAUUCAAACCACACUCCCCGGGUGCCGGCCAAGGGCCUGGCCUCUCUGAGUGAGCUGACGGAAGAUGCUGAUCCUGAAAAUCUAGACCCCGUGGCUACAAACCAAUGUCCAUCCCCAGAUGCUUCACAACCCUCUUGUAAAAGCCCUUCAAAAACAAGUAAGCCUGGUUCUCCUGCUCACCCACAGGGCAAAGGUCCCACGCAGCCGGAGCCGCAGUGGGAGGCCCCGGACGCCGAGCCCCAGCACAGACAGCUCUGCAGCCACAGCCAGGCCCUUCCCAAGCCGCCUCUUCCUCAGCCACAGGUUCGCAGUUCAUCUGAGCAACUUCCACAAAAGCUGCCUUCUGCCCCCGCGAAAUCGCACUGUCCUCCAUCACCUCACACGGAGACGCCCCCCAAGUCGUCUACACCGCACCCCCCGGCGCAGCACCUUUCCCCCAAGCCGCCCUCCCAGCAGCUAGGGUCUCCGUACCGGCCUCACCACGCGCAGUCCCCUCAAGUGGGCACACCCCAGCGGGAGCCUCCCAGGAACUUCUACCCCGCCGCGCAGAGCCUCCCGGCCAGCACCCAGCAGGCCGCCUCGGGAGCCUUAUUCACCCCGCCACCCUCAGGACAGCCCUCGGCCACCUACGGUCAGUUUAACCCACCGAGCCUCAGCGGCCUCAGCAGCACGGCGCCCCCGCCGCCGCCCCCGCCGCCCCCUUCGUCCUCGUCCUCCUAUUACCCAAACCAGCAGCCCUCUGCGAGCUUCCAGAGUUACCCUCAGCUCAAAGGGAGUCUGUCCCAGCAAACCGUGUUUACAUCAGGACCAAGCCAAGCACUUCCUGGCGCCGUGAGCCAGCAGCCCGUCCCCGGACACCACGUUACUCCGGGGCACUUUCUGCCCAGCCCGAACCCGGCCGUUCACCAUCCAAGCCCCUCGGCCCCGGUGCCCCCGCCGCCGCCGCCGCCUGCUCCGGGCCCCCACCUCGUGCAGCCGCAGCACCCCGUGGCACACGUGGUGGGGCCCGUCCACGCCGUCACCCCGGGGUCGCACGUCCAUUCGCAAACGGCGGGACACCAUCUGCCGCCGCCGCCCCCGCCGCCCGGCCCCGCUCCCCAGCACCACCCACCGCCCCACCCCGGCGCGGGGCUGCAGGGCCUGCCCGCACAGCACCAGCACGUCCUCAGCUCGGCGCCGCCCCCGCCGCCGCCCCCGCCGCCCUCGGCGCAUCACGCGUCGGGCCAAGCCUUACACCGCCCGCCCCACCAAGGACCUCCGCUCUUUGCGUCGAGCGCUCAUCCCGCCGUGCCGCCGUAUCCCUCGCAAGCCACGCACCACACCCCCCUGGGGCCGGGGCCCCAGCACCAGCCUUCGGGGACAGGGCCGCACUGUCCAUUGCCAGUCACGGGUCCUCACCUCCAGCCCCAAGGACCAAACAGUAUUCCGACACCUACCGCUUCAGGGUUCUGUCCUCACCCUGGCUCUGUGGCCCUGCCGCAUGGGGUUCAAGGACAACAGGCCUCUCCGGUACCGGGCCAGAUUCCAAUUCUCAGAGCACAGGUGCCACCGACGUUUCAGAACAAUUACCAUGGCUCAGGGUGGCAUUAAAAUGGACUCUCAAAACAUUUUUUUAAAUGUUCUGUAAGAUAAACUGUAUAUUUCAUAUGUACCUGUUAAAGGUACUUUUUAAAGCUUGUACAUGAAACUUUGUAUAAAAACAAAAAGAAAAAAACACCAGUGCUCUUUCAUUGUAUGUUUCUCAGUUUCGCUUUUCAAAAUUCCUUUCAAAAUGUGCUGUUAAGCCAGUAUUAGGUAUCUUUUUAUUUGGUGAACAUUCCAGCUAUUUUUUUGACAAUAGGUUUAAUGCUACAUGAUCUUUAAAUUUUAUCGUUGCAAUUAAAUUCGUUAGGGAAGAUUUUUCUGUAUUGUUUCCGACUUGUGCAUCAGCACACGGCUAAGCGACGGCGCUCUGAGAUCUGCACUUUCCGUCAGCCCGUGCGUCUCGGUACAAACGCAAUACGGAUCUUCAGAGUUUGGUGCGGACCGGCCUCAUUUGCUUUUAUCGGUUAUUUGCAAGCAAAAUGUAAUUUAAUGUAUAGACUAUUUCUACUGUCUCCCGAUAAACUGUAAAUAUGGCAUUUCUUUUGCGUAUAUAAUUGCUUACAGCUUCUCAUUUGAUAUGGAGCAUUGUACAUAUGACAAGUCUUUUGCAAAACUGUGUGAUCUUUGUGAAAGUAGUACAGUAUAUGAUCUUUAAUUUUUUUUUAAAUUUUAAAUAUACUGUCACACUGAAGCACUGGUUGGGCAUUUUAAUUCAUGUUAAUAAAUCACAAUUAUGUCAGUUUUA
Molecule: messenger RNA, 7046 nt
Organism: Ochotona curzoniae (black-lipped pika)
Lineage: Eukaryota; Metazoa; Chordata; Mammalia; Lagomorpha; Ochotonidae
Gene: KMT2E
Product: lysine methyltransferase 2E (inactive)
Exons: 26
Coding region: 824-6307 (1827 amino acids)
Molecular function (GO): protein binding
Source: RefSeq, a predicted model, not a curated record